AUGACCAACAACAUUGUUGUGCUCGGCGCUGGUGUCUCAGGCCUGACCGCCGCCCUGCUGUUAUCGAAGAGCAAAGGCAACUCCAUAACCGUAAUCUCCAAGCACAUGCCAGGCGACUAUGAUAUCGAGUACACCUCGCCGUGGGCUGGCGCCAACAUGCUGCCCAUGGCCCUAGAGCUUGACAGCAGAUGGGAACGCAGGACGUGGCCUGAGCUGAACCGUUUGGCCGCCGAGGUCCCCGAGGCCGGCAUUCACUUUCAAAAGAGCCGCGUCUUCAGACGCAAGAAGGACAUGGAGGCCGGCGGCAACCCCUACGACGCGCUCUACGCCGUCGACCCGUGGUACCGCAACGUCCUCCCGGACUACCGAGAGCUCCCAAAGGACGAGCUGCCGCCCAACGCCUACUCCGGCUCCGAGUUCACCUCGGUCUGCAUCAACACGGCGCUCUACCUGCCGUACCUUGUAGGCCAGUGCUGCAAGAACGGCGUCGUUUUCAAGCGCGGCGACGUAGCCCACGUCAACGAGCUGACGGCGCUGCACCACUCGGGCAAACCCGCCGACAUCAUCGUCAACAGCGCCGGGCUUCUGGCGUGCAAGCUGGGCGGCGUGGAGGACAAAAAGGUCAUCCCCGCGCGCGGGCAGGUUGUCGUCGUGCGCAACGAGGUCGAGCCGAUGGCCACCAUCUCCGGCACGGACGACGGGCCGACAGAGGUGUGUUACAUGAUGACGCGAGCGGCGGGCGGCGGAACGAUCCUGGGCGGGACGUACGACAAGGGCAACUGGGACGCCAACCCGGACCCCAACAUUGCGAUCCGCAUCAUGAAGCGGUGCGUCGAGCUGUGUCCCAGCUUGACGGGCGGCAAGGGUAUCGAGGCGCUGAGCAUCAUCCGCCACGGCGUCGGUCUGCGGCCGUACCGCGAGGGCGGGCUCAGGCUCGAGAUUGACAAGACGACGUUGGCGGAUGGCACGCCGAUUGUGCAUCAUUAUGGCCAUGCUGGAUGGGGAUACCAGGGGUCCUAUGGCACGGCUGAGGGUGUUGUUGAGUUGGUGAACAAGAUCCGGGCGGAGAAGGGGGAGAAUCUGGCUACUGAGCCCAAGCUCUUUUCCUGGGACCGACCGAGCAAAUUGUAG
This is a messenger RNA of Colletotrichum abscissum, 1131 nucleotides long. RefSeq names its product FAD dependent oxidoreductase. Gene Ontology annotation, molecular function: D-amino-acid oxidase activity; FAD binding. The transcript is spliced from 4 exons. Gene Ontology annotation, biological process: D-amino acid catabolic process. Gene Ontology annotation, cellular component: cytoplasm. Lineage: Eukaryota; Fungi; Ascomycota; Sordariomycetes; Glomerellales; Glomerellaceae. The coding region runs from base 1 to 1131 and encodes 376 amino acids. The record is from RefSeq and is a predicted model, not a curated record.